Rhododendron vialii is the source of this 1733-nucleotide messenger RNA. Its product is annotated as putative WEB family protein At1g65010, chloroplastic. Gene Ontology annotation, biological process: negative gravitropism; response to red or far red light. The coding region runs from base 265 to 1299 and encodes 344 amino acids. NCBI's taxonomy places the organism in Eukaryota, Viridiplantae, Streptophyta, Magnoliopsida, Ericales, Ericaceae. The transcript is spliced from 3 exons. The record is from RefSeq and is a predicted model, not a curated record.
UGGAUUCAUAAGGCUGGUAGAUGUGGUAGGUGUGUCCGUGUUAUCCAUGUUCAUGCUACUUAGACUCUCACCAUUAUGACUUGUGAGAGUAAUUGAAGGGGAAGUUAUUGCUGGCUACCUGGUGGAUGACAUGGCAGAAAGGUCAAAGGUUGACUACUGCUGCUCUCUGGCUGGAGCUUAGGUUGCUGGAGGGUGGUGGGCAGCUGGAGCUGAAAUAGUGGUGGCUGAUGGCUUGAGAGAGUGGUAUGUCUUCAACUAAAGGUGAUGGCAUCUGGGGAAGAUUUUGACUUGUCCACUUUGAAGUUUCAGCUAAGCCAAACACAAACAAUGUGGAAGGAGGACAUGGAAAGAAGCCAAUCCCAAAUUGAUGAUUUGCAAGGAAAACUUGAGGAAGUAAAGGCUUGUAUGCAUGGGUCCGAGGAAGAUGCAAGAAAAGAGUUGGAAGUUCUUUGGCGGAGAGUCAAAACUACAGCAACAUUGUUGACUUACUUGAAAUCAAAGGCGAGACUCAUGGCUGUUCCUCAUUUAGCCCAUACUUCAUGUGGCAUUAAACAGUUGGAUGGGGUUGGGCUUGUUGACAAAAAUGGAGUACCCUUUUCUAGUUGGUCUAAGAACAUAGAUAUUUCUUCCUUUGACAAUCCAGACGAGGAAUCAUGGAUUGGCAUUAGCCUUCAACGUGGAUCCCUUGAUGAACAAGAUGGAGCCUAUAUUGGUGAAGUGCUGAAGAAUGUGCAAAUGGUGACUGAUGUAAUGGAAACCCUAGUGAAGAGGGUUCUUAUGGCAGAAUCUGAAACUGCUAUUGAGAAAAAGAAGGUAACUUUAGGUCAGGAAGAGAUAAAUAAGAAGGUAGUCCAAAUUGAGAGCAUGUCUAUGAAGUUGGAGGAGAUGGAAAGGUUUACGCUCGGCACAAAUGGUAUUUUGAAUGAGAUGCGACAGAGGGUUGAAGAUUUGGUUCAAGAAACAUCGAGACAGAGGCAACGAGCAGCUGAAAACGAACAAGAGCUUUGUCGCGUGAAGCAAGAUUUCGAGUCCCUGAAAACUUAUGUUAGUAGCCUUAUCAAUGUGAGAGAGACGCUUUUAUCAUCAGAGAAGCAGUUCCAAACAAUUGAGAGGCUUUUUGAGCGGUUAGUUGCAAAGACAACACAGUUGGAGAGUGAGAAAAUGCAGAAAGAAACUGAAGUCCACAAACUUAUGGAAGAGAACAUGAGGUUGACGACUCUACUUGACAAAAAAGAGGCCCAGCUCUUGGCCAUGAAUGAACAAUGCAAGGUCAUGGCUUUGAGUGCUUCAAAUAUUUAGUUCUGAUAUCAUUUCGCCUAAUCUUUGAUCCACUCGGCUGCCACCUUCCGGCCCUCCUGUCUGUAUCGGUGAAUAAUAUCAAGCUUGAAAAUAUGCCGGGGCAUCUUUUUUAAGAUGUGCCGUUUAGAGGAGCUUGUGGAAGUUAAUAUAGAAGAGAUGCUACUGUGGUGGAGUAAUGUUGUCGACUGGAGCAAUAACAUUCCGUUUGCUGGAAUCCAGAGUUGUAGUUUUCCGAACACUCGAUAGGUUUCAUUGUAUAAUUUCGGUGAGUAGUUGCGGUAUCAUUGCUGCAAACUUCGACCAAGCGGGUAACAACCUUAUGUUUCUCUUUACAUUGUGGCAUUACCAUUUUGUUUCCUUAAAAAAAGACCGAUAAUUUGCAAUUGUAAGUUAUUCUAAACAAUCACUCAAAGUUGUGUGUCAUUCGCUUCAAA